AUGGAGGACAAAAGACGGCGAGCCCGAGUGCAGGGAGCCUGGGCUGGCCCUGCUAAGAGCCAGGCCAUUGCUCAGCCAGCUCCCACUGCUGAGAACCAUCUCCAACAGAGACCUGGUCAAACCUGGAUGAACAAGGAGCAUCGUCUGUCUGACAGACAGUUUGUGUUCAAAGAACCCCAGGAGGUGGUACGCAGAGCCCCAGAGCCACAAGUGAUCGAUAAAGAGGGUGUGUAUGAAAUCAGCCUGUCACCCACAGGCAUAUCUAGGGUGUGUUUGUAUCCUGGCUUUGUUGACUUAAAAGAAGCCGAUUCAGUAUUUGAACAGCUUUGUCAGGAUGUUCCCUGGAAACAGAGGACUGGCAUCAGAGAGGAUGUAACUUACCAGCAACCAAGACUUACAGCAUGGUAUGGAGAACUUCCUUACACUUACUCAAGAAUCACUUUGGAACCAAAUCCUCACUGGCAUCCUGUGCUGCUCAUGCUGAAGAACCAAAUUGAAGAGAACACUGGCCACACCUUCAACUCCUUGCUCUGCAAUCUUUACCGAAAUGAGAAGGACAGCGUGGACUGGCAUAGUGAUGACGAACCUUCGUUGGGGAGGUGCCCCAUCAUUGCUUCACUCAGUUUUGGUGCCACACGCAUGUUUGAAAUGAGAAAGAAGCCCCCACCAGAGGAGAAUGGAGACUACACAUAUGUGGACAGAGUGAAGUUACCCUUGGGUCACGGGACCUUGUUACUCAUGGAAGGAGCCACCCAAGCAGACUGGCAGCAUCGAGUGCCCAAGGAGUACCAUUCUAGAGAACCAAGAAUAAACUUGACCUUUCGGACAGUUUAUCCUGACCCUUGAGGGGCGCACUGGUGA
Molecule: messenger RNA, 861 nt
Organism: Lipotes vexillifer (Yangtze River dolphin)
Lineage: Eukaryota; Metazoa; Chordata; Mammalia; Artiodactyla; Lipotidae
Gene: ALKBH3
Product: alkB homolog 3, alpha-ketoglutarate dependent dioxygenase
Exons: 9
Biological process (GO): DNA alkylation repair
Cellular component (GO): mitochondrion; nucleoplasm
Molecular function (GO): dioxygenase activity
Source: RefSeq, a predicted model, not a curated record